CAAAGCGGAGACUAAGCAUCAAGAGAGCAGCUUUCUGGUCUUCGCUGACAGAAUUUUCGCUUUAGAAAGUUGCUCUCGCUCCAGAACUGCAUGCAGAACUGAUGAUAUAUACUGAAGAAAUUUACAGCAAGUUCAUCGCGCUGAAGUUGUUGUCUUAAACUUGGGAAGAUGAGUUUUUGUAAGACCUGGGCUGUUGCACUCCUGCUGCCUCUGCUGAUAUCAGCACAGUAUCAAGGGGACAACGGAAUAAUCGUCCCGGAGCAUGGAUUUUGUCAGCCGAUUUCAAUUCCCCUGUGCACGGACAUAGCCUACAACCAAACCAUCAUGCCAAAUUUAGUGGGCCAUUACAACCAGGAGGACGCAGGGCUCGAGGUGCACCAGUUUUACCCUCUUGUAAAGGUACAGUGCUCGCCGGAGUUGAAAUUCUUCCUGUGCUCCAUGUAUGCGCCUGUGUGCACCGUUUUGGAGAAGGCCAUUCCUCCGUGCAGGUCUAUCUGCGAGAGAGCCAAGCAGGGCUGCGAGGCUCUCAUGAACAAGUUUGGCUUUCAGUGGCCAGACCGUCUGCGCUGCGAGAACUUCCCCGUGCUGGGAGACGGUCAGAUCUGUGUGGGCCAAAACGAUUCAUCCGCCGCCACCGUCACACCCAUCAUGACUGUCCCGGAGACGCAGGACCUGACUAUGGCCCCAGCACAUGAGAGGCCUUUCCGUUGCCCGACUGUUCUCAAAGUACCCCCAUAUUUGAAUUAUAAGUUUUUAGAUGAAAAGGAUUGUGCAGCUCCCUGUGAUCCAUCCAGGAGCGGUGGGAACAUGUUUUUCACUGACAAAGAGAUUCAUUUCUCCCGCAUAUGGAUUCUGGUCUGGUCUGUGCUUUGUUGUGCAUCUACAUUGUUCACAGUAACUACAUAUUUAGUUGACAUGCAGCGCUUCAGAUACCCUGAGCGGCCUAUCAUCUUCCUGUCUGGCUGCUACACUAUGGUCUCCAUAGCCUACAUAGCUGGCUAUUUCCUGGGGGACAGAGUGGUGUGCAAUGACAGCUUCAACCCAGAUGGCUAUAAAACCAUCGUCCAAGGCACCAAGAAGGAAGGUUGUACCAUCCUCUUCAUGAUGCUCUAUUUCUUCAGCAUGGCCAGCUCCAUCUGGUGGGUCAUCCUGUCUCUCACCUGGUUCCUGGCAGCAGGUAUGAAGUGGGGCCACGAGGCUAUUGAAGCCAACUCUCAGUAUUUUCACCUGGCAGCCUGGGCAGUGCCGGCCGUCAAGACCAUCAGCAUCCUGGCCAUCGGGCAGGUGGAAGGAGACGUGCUUAGCGGCGUCUGCUUCGUCAGUCUCAGCAACCUGGACCCGCUUCGAGGCUUUGUGUUGGCCCCUCUCUUCAUCUACCUCUUCAUCGGCACCUCUUUCUUGCUGGCCGGCUUUGUGUCACUGUUCCGAAUCCGCACCAUCAUGAAACACGAUGGCACCAAGACAGAGAAGCUGGAGCGACUGAUGGUGCGGAUUGGGGUGUUCAGCGUGCUCUACACCGUCCCUGCCACCAUUGUUAUCGCCUGCUUCUUCUAUGAGCAGGCCUUCCGCAGCCACUGGGAGCGCAGCUGGGUCAGCCAUAACUGCAGGGGCUUGGCCAUCCCCUGCCCUUUGCAGACCGGGCCCCGCAUGACUCCAGACUUCACUGUCUACAUGAUCAAGUACCUGAUGACACUGAUAGUGGGUAUCACCUCUGGUUUUUGGAUCUGGUCUGGAAAGACUCUACACUCCUGGCAUAAGUUCUACACAAGGCUCACAAAUGGCAAACACGGAGAGACCACGGUGUAGAAUAAAGACACGUCUAAAUGUUGCUGGGACUAAUUUGUGUAUUAUUACCUGUUUCUCAUGUGAUAGGUAAGUAGCACAGUGAGUAGCUAUAGGUUCUUCAAGCAUUUGUAUUCGCCUCAGCUUUAUAGCCACACAUGCAUGCCAACCUGAGGGUCAUAGUUUGACAAAAGGGCAAGCUGGAAAAAUAAGGACUGAACCUGACUGUCUGAACAAAUAACAAGCAUGGCUAUGGACGCCAUGUGCUCGCCCCCUCUGGCGCUUUUCUUAAAGCCCACAUAAACUCAAAGGGAGUGAUGAUCCCGCAGCCAAGAACAUAGAGAGCAAUGGAAGAAAGGCAGUUUAUUCCCUCUGUAAACAUUUCAUAAGUGAAAUUGUAAAUAGUAUUUGUAAAAACAUGAAAUUAUAUAUUUGUAUUUAAAGAAAGUAAAUACUUUUCCUCAUCUGCAAGUGUACCGGUUUUACUUUUACACUGUAAGAAUGCCACAUACUGUAGAUCUAGUCAUGCUCCUUUUGUUUUUGUUUUUUUUAUUAAUUGCUGGUUAUAAAUUACAUUUUUUAUGAAUUAAAAGAAUGUCUGCAUUUCACUCUGUUGGAUGACAUCCCAGAAGCUUUUUAGCUCACUCUACUGUGACUCCUCUUUAACCGAAAACAUGUGCUGAGACUGCAAAAUGCGCAGAUAUCAUCAAAUAGCUAUAAAUCAAAUGCUCGAUUUUUAAUUCCACGGUCACAGGGGGAAAACACUAUUGAGUGAUUUUCUUUAUUUUUUCACCCUCCUUAUGUUCAGUAUUCUUUUAUGAGUAAAUAAUGUCUUGAUAACAAGUUCUUUUCUUUGAUAAAGGAACAGCCAUGUUGUUUUCUCAAGGGGGUGAAGGUUGUGUCACACCUGAACAUCUGUUGCCUCAGACUGGCAGGCAGCAGUAAAAGAUUAUUGGAAUUCUUAAUGGAAAUUAGCUUCUUACUCAAGAUUGUAGCCAUCUGGGAAAUACGAGGAAUGAGUUUAUACUGAAACCGUCAACUCAACACACCUCUAUUGUCAGUAUAUUCUGAAAUAUUUCACAUCUCUGUGUUUUGUGUCAGAGAAACUGGUGGCAGCCUGUAAGAAUGUGGCAGCGGCCUUCCUCACACAUGUACACUAACAUCGUCUUCAGGUGCUAAACAAAACAAGAAACGUUUUUUGUUUUGUUUUGUUUUUUUUGCCUGUUGUCAGAGAGGCCUCGGUUAAAUCAACCGGAAUUUGGCAAGAAAAGUCUGUGCCGCUGCAAAGGUGUGAAAACGUUCCCGUCUGCCUGUUUGGCAAAGGGUGUUCGGCUUUGCUGUAGUGUUACUUCUCUGGAAGCACUGUGCUCAGUGCCAAGUUGGAAUCCCCCAAGCCAUGCAUGGCUGAAAUUGAGCCGUCUCUGCGGUGAUGUCAUGAAGUAGAUGGGUGUGUUGGAGAAAGUUGAUCCUCUUGCCUCAGAGCAGAGGCCCCGGGCUAGAAGCAGGCGUUUGAGAAUUGCACGCACAUACAGUACAGAAGUGUGUGUGUGUGCAUGUGAAUAGUUGCUGCAAAAGCUUAGAGAGGCACAGAAAACAGCAUAUAACCACCACAUUAGACUGCACCUCUAUUAGGCUGUAUCUCUAUUGGUUACAGUAUAACAACUGGCAUGAGUGUACAGCAGAUCUUUACUAUGAAUGGACCUUUCUUAUAUCUCAUGACCUGUUGGACAAGUUGAUGUUUGCUUUCUUGUACCCUUAUCUGGGCUUGAAUAAAGAGGGGUUGUAAUAACAGACAGGUGAGAGUGAUUAAAGGUAGGAACAGAUACUCUGAGGGGGGAAAAACCAUAAAUCUACCCUCUUACACCCGCUCUGCCUCCACCCUCCUUCCCCCUCUCUGCUCAGAUGAAUGGGGGGAAUGCGAGUGAGUCAGUGGAGCGGUGCUGGGCCUUUGCCGAGUGACAGACAGUCUCCUGUGUGCUGCUCACUUCAAAGCACCGCUGAAACCCGACUAGCUCCUAGUAAACAGUGCCGCCUGGCCCGAAGGGCCACUUCCUGCGCUUAACUCAACUUAAUGGCUGGCUUGUUUGGCUUUGCACUGAAGCAGAGAAACGAAUGAAGAGUCAGAGAAUGAAGACAAGCGGCAUGGGGUGGGGUGCUGGUGGUAAAGAGAGUGAGAUUGUUUUAGGGUUUUCGGGAGGAGGGAUUUGGAGACCAUGAUGGAAAAUUCAGCAUUAUUUGGUGCUUUUGUCUUCUUCCAGGGGAAAACAACAAAGAAAGGAGGAAAGAGAGAAUCCAAAUGAGGAGAGACGUGACUGUGAUUUUGUGAAUAUUUCAACUAAAUCUUUGGAUCUCGGGCCGUCGAAGCUAAACGGAAUCAGAUGCUGUGCAUUUAACUUACGCCAGGAAAAAAACAGCUCCUCACAAAGCCAUGUUCUCUCAGUAAAUCUCGAUGUGUAUGUUGCACGACCCAUCUGGGCGAGUUUUAUAUCGACCUGGUGGACGUGACCUUCUCUGUACAUGCAGAGAACUGUUCGGAAAUGUAAGA
Chelmon rostratus (copperband butterflyfish) is the source of this 4327-nucleotide messenger RNA. It is a transcript of the gene fzd2, whose product is annotated as frizzled class receptor 2. Gene Ontology annotation, biological process: canonical Wnt signaling pathway; non-canonical Wnt signaling pathway. NCBI's taxonomy places the organism in Eukaryota, Metazoa, Chordata, Actinopteri, Chaetodontiformes, Chaetodontidae. Gene Ontology annotation, molecular function: Wnt-protein binding; Wnt receptor activity. The record is from RefSeq and is a predicted model, not a curated record. The coding region runs from base 169 to 1806 and encodes 545 amino acids. Gene Ontology annotation, cellular component: plasma membrane. The transcript has a single exon.